Sardina pilchardus (European sardine) is the source of this 2412-nucleotide messenger RNA. It is a transcript of the gene qtrt1, whose product is annotated as queuine tRNA-ribosyltransferase 1. Bases 74 to 1342 code for a protein of 422 amino acids. Gene Ontology annotation, molecular function: tRNA-guanosine(34) queuine transglycosylase activity; actin binding. The transcript has 9 exons. NCBI's taxonomy places the organism in Eukaryota, Metazoa, Chordata, Actinopteri, Clupeiformes, Clupeidae. The record is from RefSeq and is a predicted model, not a curated record. Gene Ontology annotation, cellular component: cytosol.
AAAUAAAUGAAUAAAAAAUCCGUACUUUAUAAUUUCCUGUUACGACUCACGUGGACGUCAUACCCCAUCCAAAAUGGCAGCGCCCUGUAGAUCAGAUGAACCAUUUGUAAGUGAAUGUGUUAAAACAAUUGAAACAAAUGAAAUGUGUUCGAAGAAGGCUACGGCUUUGGCACCUCUUGCCCUGCGAAUCGUUGCUGAAUGUCCUGUGACCAAAGCUAGAGUUUGCGAUCUCACUUUGCCACACUGUUUAGUGAAUACACCGGUGUUCAUGCCAGUUGGCACUCAAGGAACACUCAAGGGAAUCACUGUGGAUCAACUUGAGGACCUCAACUGUCAAAUAUGCCUCGGCAAUACGUAUCAUUUGGGUACAAGACCGGGUCCUCGGUUAUUUGACAAAACAAAUGGCCUUCAUGGUUUCAUGAACUGGAAAAGAAAUCUUUUGACGGACAGUGGGGGGUUUCAAAUGGUGUCUCUGGUUGAGCUGUCGGAAGUCACAGAAGAGGGAGUGAAGUUUCGGUCCCCAUAUGAUGGCAAGGAAAUCCUUCUCACUCCAGAGGAGUCAAUCGCCAUACAGAACAGUCUUGGGUCUGACAUAAUGAUGCAGCUGGAUGAUGUGGUCAGCAGCACUGUUACAGGGCCUCGGGUGGAGGAGGCCAUGCAUCGCUCGAUCCGCUGGCUGGACCGCUGCAUAGCCGCCAACAAGAACCCUGACCGGCAAAAUCUCUUUGCCAUCAUACAGGGGGGUCUAAAUCCCCAGUUACGCAAAGCAUGCUUAGAGGAGAUGACAAAACGAGACAUCCCUGGUUUCGCCAUCGGGGGCUUGAGUGGAGGAGAGGAAAAGGAUGAUUUCUGGAAAAUGGUGACCCUCAGCACAGACCACUUGCCCCGCUGUAAACCCCGUUACCUGAUGGGUGUCGGAUAUGCAGUUGACCUGGUGGUGUGUGUGGCUCUCGGUUGUGACAUGUUCGACUGCGUCUUUCCCACUCGCACAGCGAGGUUUGGCUCAGCGUUGGUUCCCUGGGGAUCUCUACAGCUGAAAACAAAGCAGUUUGCUAAAGACUUCCAGCCCAUAGAUCCAGACUGCCAUUGUCCCACCUGUAGAAGUCACACGCGAGCCUACCUUCAUGCCCUGAUCAAAUGCGAUACAGCAGGGAUGCACCAUAUAACUGUCCACAACAUUUCUUACCAGCUUACCCUGAUGCGAUCAAUUCGUCAGAGUAUUAUUGAGAGCAGGUUCCCCGAGUUUAUCAAGUCCUUCAUGAAGAGAAUGUUCCCUACGUCAGACCAGUACCCCAGGUGGGCAGUGGAGGCACUUGCUUCAGUAAACAUCACCCUGGACUAACCUUUGCAGGCUGCCCAGCAGCUGUUGUCUUCUAGUGACAUUGAAGAGAAAUGGACCUCCUUUUUUAUUGCACAGGACUUUUGAAACAAUUCCAAACAUUUCUCGUUUUGAACCCACUUUGCUUUUUACUUUCCCUCCUUUUUACAGUUUUUAUUUACUUUUCAAACAAUUCCAAACAUGUCUCGUUUUUUGCCUUUUUACUCUCCAUUUUAUUUUUCCAUUUUUUUUAUUUACUUUUCUUCUCAGUUCAGUUUUGUUUGUGGGGUACAAUCUUCAAAAGACAUUUCUUGAGACAGAAGUUCUUUCAUCAGUAUCAUGCUCAAAUAUUUCUGGGGCAAAAAAAAUGAAUUAAGAUUAAGGAAUUUUCAAACAGAGCUAACAGACCUUUUUUUUAACCACAUUGCCUCUUUUAUAUUCAGCAAAUAAAAUCUUUAAUGUCCAUUUAGAGUUCUUUUUAUCGUUGUGUUUGGUAUUGGGGGUGCCGCUUAAACAAAACGAAAUAGGCUUGUACCGCUCAGAGAUUUUCUGGUCUCAGUCUUGUUGGUUCAUAUGGCCAGGUCUGUGUAGGACCAAACCUUCUGCUGAAACUAUUCUUCAUACUGUAAAGGAUUUGUCUUUUAAAGUAUUCAAAGUGUUUCAAGAUUGUAUUAUGUUCCUUAAAGGAUACUGUUUCGCUUAACAUUUUAUUAACUUGCACUGUAAACAAUAGACUUUAAUGUUUAAUGUAAUUUAGUUUCAUGUUCUUUCUAAACUGAACUUGUUUCAAUUGAUUGAAUAACAUUAAGCUUACUGUAGCUCUGCUAAAAACGUGUUCUUGUAUUCAGGGCACUUUGUUUUCUGUUUGUCAGCAAGAUUAUGAAACAGUUUCUCAACAAGAUUAUGUAUAGGAUGCAUGAAAAUUCGGAUCAAUUUGUCCAUAUUUCCCCUUACGGUUUUCCACAAGGGGGCAUAUCACACAAGAACACGAGCUUUUCUCAGGAAGGGUGCACCCGAAAAAAAGUUUUUACGGCGCAAUAGUCGUUCACAAAACUCUAAAAGUUGUUUUUAAUUGCAUUCGAAUGAGAUAAAUA